CGGGUAUUGAACGACGAAGAAGAAGUAAACGACGAAGAAGAAGGUCAGGCGAUCCUGCCCGCCAAUUUUGAGGAUGUAAACAGAGGAGAGAGAUUUCUUCUAAUCGUGUUAUGUAGACGGUCAUCGCUGACAAACUACAGGGAACAUUUUAUGUCAACGAUGAAUUCCAGCAGAAAAGGGUCGGGUGAUUCAUCCCAACUUGUUGCCAGCAGUGACAGCGAUUCCAUCAAAGUUUUUGUACGGGUGCGACCACUGACCCGGGGUACCGGGCUGACCACAGAUGGAGAUCAGAAUCUGUGUCUCACUGUCACUUCCCCCAACACCAUCCGCCUGCUGUCAAAACCAGAACCACGGACGUUCACCUACGACCAUGUUGCUGAUAUGGACACAUCUCAGGACUCUGUGUUCUCCAGUGUGGCUAAGAAUAUUGUUGAGUCUUGUGUGAAUGGAUACAACGGUACAAUAUUUGCCUAUGGACAGACAGGCUCAGGAAAAACAUUCACCAUGCUGGGACCAUCAGAGCUGGAUAACUUCACAGAUGAACUAAGAGGAGUUAUUCCCCGAAGUUUUGAAUACCUGUUCUUCCUCAUCAACAGAGAGGUUGAAAAGUCUGGUCAGUCAAAGAGUUUCCUUUGCAAAUGUUCAUUUAUUGAGAUAUACAAUGAACAAAUCUACGACCUCCUGGACACCGCCUCAGCCAGCCUGUUCGUGAGGGAGAACAUAAAGAAAGGAGUGUUUGUUGAUGGAGCAGUGGAGAAGUUUGUCAAAUCGGCUGCUGAAGCCUACCAGGUGCUGUCCAUGGGCUGGCGUAAUAGACGAGUAGCCUCUACCUCCAUGAACCGAGAGUCUUCCAGAUCUCACGCUGUGUUCACCAUGACUCUGGAGUCCAAAGAGUCCAUCAAUGAAGUGGUGAACAUCAGAAUGUCUCAGUUGAACUUGGUGGAUCUGGCUGGGUCUGAGAGGCAGAAAGACACUCAUGCAGAAGGCUCCAGGCUCAAGGAAGCCAGCAGUAUCAAUCGUUCCCUCAUGUGCCUUGGUCAGGUGAUCAUGGCACUGGUUGAUGUGUCCAAUGGGAAGAACCGUCACAUCUGCUACAGGGAUUCAAAACUCACAUUCUUGCUAAGAGACUCUUUGGGAGGAAAUGCAAAGACCUACAUCAUAGCCAAUGUUCACCCUGGAUCAAAGUGUUUUGGAGAAACACUGUCCACCUUACAUUUUGCCCAGAGAGCGAAGCUGAUUAAGAAUAAGGCCAUUAUCAACGAAGACACUCAGGGAAAUGUGAGGCAGCUGCAGGCUGAGGUGAAGAAGCUGAAGGAGCAGCUCGCACAGGUGCUGGCAUCUCAGGGAGCGGACUAUGGGAGAGAUAUGGCUCCUGGUGGACCUGAAAUCCCUAUGGUUCCCUCCGUAGGAAAUCAACAGGGUGGCUUUUAUAAAACAAAGUUUCUUUCUGCGAUUCGUCUGUGGAGGAAACGAGAAGAGGAAAAAAGGAUGCUGACCGAGAAGGUGGCUCGGCUUGAGGAGGCGUGGACUCAGAAAGAUAAGUUCAUCCAUUCCAGCCGGAUGAUCGUCAGGUUUCGAGAGGACCACAUCUCUCGCCUUGAGAAAAGACUGAAGGCAGAACACGGAUCACCUACCGACAAGGACUCCCAGGCUAUGAUCGACCAGCUGAAAGAAGAGAUCAGGAUCUUGAGGGAUCAGGUUGAUCAUCACCCAAAGAUGACCCGAUAUGCAGCGGAGAACUUCAGUCUCAGAGAGGAGAACCGUCAGCUCCGUUCUCUUGAAUCAGUGGUGAACGCUGAAGAGGCUGUGGGUCAGGUUGCAGCGGAGAUGGAAGAGGUCUUCCAGAGGACGAUGGAGACGGAGAGACACACCGAGACGUCAGCAGCCUCUUCAGCAGAAUCUGUUUCAGCUGCUGCAACUGAGAAGCUGAAGGCUCAGCUACUUCAGAAACAGUCUGACCUCGGUGCUGCACUUCAGGCGUUUGAGGAGUACAAAGAAGUCACCAAGAAACAGUUGUCUCAGCUGGAGUCUGAGAAAAGAUACCUCGAGAAGUCCAACAGACAUUUGGAAAACAUUUUGGAAGCUACAAAUUCUUACAAACAGCAGGAGGUCUCUGAGCUGAAUAGAAUUCAUGUUGAAACUAUAAAGAUUCUCACCACUCCCACCAAAGCCUACAACUUGCGGUCCCGUCUUGUGCCUCUGGCGAGCCCAGAACACCUGAACGGGAUCGAUGAUGGUGGAGAUGACAUCUGGUGUGAGCAGCCUCCUCCAGACAUGACAGAGAUGGCUUUGACCGAGGAACUGCGGCAAGUGCAGGAUCAAACGAGUCGUGUGCAGACGCAGCUGAAUGAGGAGGAGCUAAAGAACAGACAACUGCUGCAGCAAAUUGCAAAACUUGAGGGGCAGAUCGCUGCGAUGUCACAGGACACUGAGCGCAAAGAUGAGCUACUGGCUUCUGAACGAGCAAACAAGACCAGAGAUCAGCUCAACCUGCAAGAAACUGUCAGUGAGCUGCAGGAGAGCCUUCAGUCUGAACAGCAGGCCGCAGACGUGCUGAGGAGUGAGAUCCGUGAUCUCCGCGUGGUACUGCAGUCGUCCGAUAAGGAGCUGGCUCUGGUGAAGAACGAGCUCAAAGACGGCCAGAGUGAGCAGCAGAGAGAGAUGAGCCAGCUCUCCAACAGUCUCAUCAGCACACAGCUCCAACUCGACAAAGUCCAGCUGGAUUGGGAGCAGCUUCUGGAGCAACAUCGCACACUGCAGGAUUCAUUCGACCAGCUGCAGGCCGAGGCCAAAUUUGAGGCUGAUGAGGCGAGACAGCAGCUGCAGGACAGGCAGCAGGAGCUCCACCAACUGAGUGCACAGCUCACAGAAGCGAAUGGUUCUCUGCAGAACGAGCAGGAGCACACAGGCACUCUGAUCUCCCAAUUAAGAGAGAACAAAGAAAGUACAUCAAAAGAACUCAUUGAAUCCAUGGAGCAAAACACACAGCUAAGAAAACAAGUCUCAGACCUGAAUGCACAAAAUCAACAACAGGCCUCCAAAGUAGUUGAUCUUGAGCAAAAUCUGAACUCUACCAGUGAAACUAUAAAAAGCUUGGAGCAGGAGAUCAAGCAGGGAAAAGAUGUUGUUCUAGAUCUGAUGAACCAAACCAGAGACCUCCGCUGUGAGCAGAGCCAGAAGGAUGAGUGCAUUACGCAACUGUCUGAAGACAUCAAAGACAUCACAGCGAAGUAUGACGCUGCCUGCCAGGAAAGAGACGAUAUGAGGGAACAGGACUCGAAGACGCAGACAGAAAUAUGCAACCUUAAGGAAACUUUAGAGAGGAGUGUGGCGUCCAACAAAAUAGAGGUGGAGGUGUUGCAGGAGGAGGUUGUUUAUGCCACUGAGGAAGUCGACAGACUCACUAAAGUUUUAGACGAGCAGAACGGCCUCCUUCAAGCAUCUCAAGCAAAAACAGCCCAGAAGGACAUCUUGAUUAAGGGUCUUCAGCAGAAGGUGCAACAACAGCACGAAGCCGUGGAAAGGACAAUCAGAAAUGGCGGUUUCAAAUCCCCAGCUGGACUGACAGUCACACCAAAAUCUCUACCUCGGACCCCCUGCACUCCAUUGAGCUUCAACAGAGACCUGACCCAGGUGCUGGAGAGCCAGGAGAGAGAGCUGCAGAAUCGGCGCUCCUCGAUGAUGACCAUGGAGGUUCUUUUAAGCGAGCUGAACGCUGAGAGAACUGCAAAGAAUGAAGAGAUCCAACGGCUCAAGACUCAGCUGAGUGAGAAAGAGAUGGUCCGAAUGGAGAUCCAAGCUUUACUUGACCAGUUUUACACCAAGCAGAACCAGAAUGGGAAAACCAAUAGUGAAGAGCCAGAUGAAGCCAUCAAGCAGUCCAUGCGAAGAGAGCUGCAGGAGAGAGCAGAGAAGAACAAAAUAGAGCAGAAGCUGUCUGACACUCUGAAGAAACUGCAGGCCCAGGAGUCCAUGUUGGCCCAGUCUCAAACCUGCGUUCAGGAGCUGACCACCGAGCUGAGGAACAGAUGUCUGGAGCUGAGAGACCUGAACCACAGGGUACUCGAAGAGGAAAAACUACUCCAGGAGAACGAGGUUCUCCGCAAGCAGAAUGUGCAGCUGUCAGAGGAAAAUGGAAAGCUUGUGGGCCAUAAGAACCACAAACAAAGGAUCGAAUAUCUGGUGAAGCUGAAAAAGGAAAACACCAAAUUGCAAGAGGAAAUUGAAAGGCUCAGGACGGAGAACGGUUUAAUGCGAGAGAACACGGGGUGCUUGGAGAUGACGUAAAAUCCAGAUUUUAAAAGUUUUAAGGGACAUAAACUUUAUCUUUGAGCCAGUCUGUAACUAUUUUUAAUUCCACUUUUUGAAUUGUUAAAAUACACAGACAUCGAUUCAGAUUUUUGCCUUUUUGUCAUUCAGGGAACUUAUGACAAGUGUUCAAAUGACACCUCACACAAAGUCUCUCCUGGGGGAAUACUGUACAUUUUACAUUGAUCUGUGAUACCAGCUGCAUUGACAGCCCAGCUGUAAUGAAAUGUCACCAGUUGAGUCAUCUCGUUGUCUCGUCAGAUGGUUCUGUUAGUUGUUGAAUGUGCGGUGAAAACUACAGAAGUUUGCUUAUAAUCUUCUUGUCUUGUGCAUGUCAGCUGUGUCUUCAGUAGAUGGUUCAUUGUGUCCCUGUCAUAUUGAGGUGUGAAGGCCAGUGUCUUUCUUAGCAUGAUGCUCUUUUACUUUUUUUAAUGGUGACUUUAAAUAAAACUUCUUCUUUUGA
This is a messenger RNA of Notolabrus celidotus (New Zealand spotty), 4771 nucleotides long. RefSeq names its product kinesin family member 15 (gene kif15). Gene Ontology annotation, biological process: microtubule-based movement. Bases 151 to 4287 code for a protein of 1378 amino acids. The record is from RefSeq and is a predicted model, not a curated record. The transcript has 35 exons. Gene Ontology annotation, molecular function: microtubule motor activity; ATP binding; microtubule binding. Lineage: Eukaryota; Metazoa; Chordata; Actinopteri; Labriformes; Labridae.